AAAUAGGGGUGGUGGCUGCAGGCGGCAGCAAGCACCACCAUGCUCACCCUAGAGGCUGCACAGCUUGACGGGCCACACUUCAGCUGUCUGUACCCGGAUGGGGUCUUCUACGAUCUGGACAGCUGCAAGCACUCCAGCUACCCCGACUCAGAGGGGGCGCCUGACCUGUGGAGCUAUGGCCUCAGUCCUGCCGUCCCAGGCGCCUCCUAUGAAACCUUCGACCCGGCUGUGGCCACCUUCGGCCAACCCCAGGGUGUCCAGCUUUGCUACGGCCCCUCAACCUACAGCCCCGUGGGGAGCCUGGACCCAGCCCCCAGCCUGGAGGCCCCGGGACCUGGCUUCCCGGCGUACCCCACGGAAGACUUCCCAAGCCAGACCCUGGGCCCCCCGGCGUACGCCCCCUACCCCAGCCCUGUGCUCUCAGAGGAGGAGGACCUCCUGUUGGACAGUCCCGCCCUGGAGGUCUCAGACAGCGAGUCGGAUGAGGUCCUCGUGGCUGGCCCGGAAGGCAGGGGAUCCGAGGCAGGGGCCCGCAAGAAGCUGCGCCUGUACCAGUUCCUGCUGGGGCUGCUGACGCGCGGAGACAUGCGCGAGUGCGUGUGGUGGGUGGAGCCGGGCGCCGGUGUCUUCCAAUUCUCCUCGAAGCACAAGGAGCUCCUGGCGCGCCGCUGGGGCCAGCAGAAGGGCAACCGCAAGCGCAUGACCUACCAGAAGCUGGCGCGCGCCCUGCGCAACUACGCCAAGACCGGCGAGAUCCGCAAGGUCAAGCGCAAGCUCACCUACCAGUUUGACAGUGCGCUGCUGCCCGCCGCCCGCCGGGCCUGAGCCCGGGGCGGCCUCUCGGGGGCCCUCAGGGGCUCCACGCCUGUGUCACGUGGGCGUCCCCGCACCCUGGGUCAUAGGACCCAUGGACCCCCGACACUGGUGCGGGGGGCGGGCUGCUGCCACAAUCCCUAAGCCCAGCCCGGGGCCCCUCUGGGAUCCCCCCCUAUCGUGUCUGGGGCCCCUUUGGGAUUCCCUUGUCAUGUCCAGGGGCCCCAAGAUCUUCAUGUCUUGGGUCAGAAGACCCGGAGUCGACUAUACUACGUGUCUGUGUAGAGGGGCGGGACAGGGCAAAGUGCUUCCAGAAUUCCAGGAACUUCUCUGGGAUCCCCUUGUGAUGCCUGCAAUCCCUCAAAUCUCAUCUAGGGGAGGGUGAACCUAGAGAUCAUCACACCAGAUGGAGGGCUCUGCCUGCAACCCUAACCCCUGUCCAGGGUCUCUCUGGGAUCCCCUCUCAGGUCUGAGUCCCUCCUGUCAAAUCUGAGAUCUCCUAGUUAUGUCUGGGUCCCUGGGGGUGGGGUUGGGGGGACCGUUUGCAUGCGUGUCUCUAAGCCCAUCUGUGACUCUCUCGUUCUAUCUGUGCCUCCAAAUUCCUUUGUCAUCUUUGAGAUCCCCUAAUUCUCUGGAACCACCCUGCUGUCACUUUUUAAUGUCCGAAAAUCUCCAAUCACAUGAUGGGUGCCUCUGGGAUCCUUUUGUCAUGUCUGAAAACACCAUUGUCAGGUUUGAGGGGGUAGACCUCAGUGAACCUUAUGUCUGGGCAAUGUCGUCUGGGAUGCCCUUGUUUGUCUGGAAUCCUCUGAUCACCUCUGAGGCCCUUUUGGGAUCCUCAUCUGAUACGCCCCUUUGGGGACCCCACCAACAGCCCUUGAGUUCUCAUGGGGACCCUCCCUCUCCGGGGAUACCCUCCUUAAGGCCAUACUGGGGAUCAUUCUGGCCACUCCUUGAUUUCUGUGUGACCUUGGCAAACCCCCCAUGUCGGUUCUAACCAGAGACUUUGUGCAGUCCAUCAGCAGGUGGACCAGCUUUUCUGUGUGGAGAGGCUGGAAAAGGGUGGCGGCCAUGUCUAAUGGGGAAUAUGUUUUCCGAUCUCAAGUCCCCAUCGCCCCUGGCUGUCAUACCCCGGUGGCUUGUUUCAGUCGUCCAUUGACCCCAACCAUUUUUGUGUGAAUCCAGCAUUGAGCUGAAGCCCAGAUGAGCUCUGAUUGGAACCCAUGGGGGUGUCACAGGCUGUGGGCUAAGAAGCCAGAGUCCCUAGUCCUUGAGCCUGAGCGACUGGGGGAUCUAGGGUGACCAGAAAGACUUGCUGCUUCUGGGCCAGUUUGGCCCUUCUGUGGAAAGGGAGAGAAGGAGGAAGAUCUCGGAAGUCCUUUGCAGCCCUGUCAAGCCUUUGACGCAUCACCUGAAAUCUACCCAUCCACCCACUGAUGGCCAGAAGGAAGACAGGAAGGAACAUCAAGGACCCAGAGAAAGAAGAGGUCCUUGAAGGGGGCACACAGUGGCUGAUAGCAGAGCCCGGGGCUGGGAGCGCCCCCUCCGGGGAGGGGUGCGGCUGGGUGGGAGGGGCGUUGCCAGGGACAAAGUGUCUUAUGGGGGCCUCCUCUUGCAAAUGAGGUACCUUUUGCAAAAACUAUCAUUACCCCAAGUGUGGUAUAAAAUAAAAUACAUCAAGGUAGACAGACCUCUUGGGACCCUUUGUCAAGGACUGUGAUGCUGCCCAUCCACCAAGGCCUGCUGAUCCUCAGAGACACCGGGGCAGCGUCGGGGGAGAUAAGAGGAGAUGCAAGAAGCAAUUAGAGUCAGACCAGACUGAGCCUUGAAGGCCGCGGCAAGGGCUUGAAAUGCAGGCACUGGUGGUUCGAUUCAAUUUUUGUCUCCGACU
Messenger RNA from Bubalus bubalis (water buffalo), 2704 nucleotides. RefSeq names its product Spi-B transcription factor (gene SPIB). Gene Ontology annotation, molecular function: DNA-binding transcription factor activity, RNA polymerase II-specific; sequence-specific DNA binding. Lineage: Eukaryota; Metazoa; Chordata; Mammalia; Artiodactyla; Bovidae. Gene Ontology annotation, biological process: cell differentiation; regulation of transcription by RNA polymerase II. Gene Ontology annotation, cellular component: nucleus. The record is from RefSeq and is a predicted model, not a curated record. The transcript has 6 exons. The coding region runs from base 40 to 825 and encodes 261 amino acids.